Phymastichus coffea is the source of this 3346-nucleotide messenger RNA. RefSeq names its product protein toll-like. NCBI's taxonomy places the organism in Eukaryota, Metazoa, Arthropoda, Insecta, Hymenoptera, Eulophidae. The coding region runs from base 140 to 2500 and encodes 786 amino acids. Gene Ontology annotation, molecular function: protein binding. The transcript is spliced from 4 exons. Gene Ontology annotation, cellular component: extracellular matrix. The record is from RefSeq and is a predicted model, not a curated record.
CGUCACUUGAUUAACUCGAGACUGAUUCGCUAAUAUAUCACUGAUUAACGAUAUUAUUGUAGUUUAACACGACCACUGUAUUGCAGUAUUGUCGAGAAAGUGUGUUCGAUUAAUGUGCAAUUGCAAUUCGCCGUGAUAAAUGAUAGAGUCUGAGAUGCGAUACAUCUUCGCCAAAAUUUUCAUCGUAACAGCCGUAGCUUUGGCGAAUCUCGUCAGUGCAGGAUGCUACGAUCACAGAUUCGAAACUUACCCCUUCGAGGUGAAAUGUCUGAACAACGAUACGUACUUGCGAAUCACUUGUCACACGGACGAUUGGAUCAAAUCCCUCGUAAAGCUCGAUUUACCCUUUGCCUCGAGCGUGGGAUUUAUAGACUGCAAUUUUCCUAGAACGGCGAAUCUGCCGGAAAUUCUUCGGAUUAUGAACGUUACAGUCAAUGAUCACAUCACGAUAGCGGGACGUUAUUCUUCCCUAACCAGGGAUAACUAUCGAAAUCUCUCCGUAGCGCAUCUGCAAUUAUCUGGCGGAUACGACAACAUGUCGCUAAGCUACGACCUACUUUACGAUGUGACGGAUUUAAAUGAGUUCGACAUCAUCGGUAGCGAUGUCGUCCAAAUUCCCGAGGCUUUCUUCGAAGACUGGGCAAAGAACAUCGUGACGCUUCAGUUGUUCAAGAAUAAGCUUCGAAAAAUUGCCAGAGCCGAUUUCGCCCGGCUAGUCAAUGUAGAAAUAUUGGAUCUUAGACAAAACGAUCUCGAUGAAAUCGAGCCAAGCGCCUUUGACAACUUGACGCAUCUGCAUACGUUGCGACUUGACAACAAUCGACUGCACACCUUACCGUCCGGUCUGUUCCAUCAACUCGGCCGGCUAACCGACGUCUCAUUGAGUCUCAAUUUCUUCGACGAGCUACCACAAAACUUACUCGAAACAACUGCGAGCCUCACGAUAUUUGCCAUGAUCAAAAAUGAUGGCAAAUUGAAGGCGGUGCCCAACGGCUUUUUCAAGAAUCUCGGUAAUUUGGAGACGGUUUACAUGGAAGGCAGUCAAGUGGAAAGUCUGCCCGCCGACUUAUUUAUUGGUUGUUUCAAGCUUUCGCGUGUCAGCAUCGAAGGGAACAAAUUAAGAAAUCUACCAGCCGAGCUAUUUGCUGACACCAGAAGCCUUGAGUAUCUAGAAAUCAGAAAUAAUCGCCUGGAGUCUUUGCCCUCGCAAUGGAGCGAGAACGAUAUGGAAGGACUGCAGUCACUGAAACACUUCGAUGUCUCUGGCAAUAAUUUAACUCGAAUAGAUAGUCGUCUCAUCAGAUACUUGAAGUCAGCGAUAGUCGUGAAUUUAUCGCGUAACCAAUUAAAUUUCGACAGUUCGGACAAAGUAGAAUAUCAGAGUGUGUCUCCCUCGAUAAACGAUGUAAACGGAACAAGGACGUUCGACAUCGAAAUCUUUCAACAAUCAAAUUUGGAUUCUAGCGUUAAACUGAAACGUAUCGACUUAAGUCACAAUAGAAUCGUCCACAUCGAUGCUGACGUGAUGAGCAUCCUGAGGUACAGCGAAACCAUCGAUCUCAGCUAUAACCGUAUAUCCAAGAUAAACAUGUCUGCGUUGUCUUUCGCAUUGAGUGCGCGCGAUGUGAACGAGACCGGUAAAAUGACGAUGUCGUUGCGCGAAAAUCCUCUGCGUUGCGAUUGCGAGCUCACAGACUUCGUUCGUUACCUGGCCGGUCAGGACGAGGGUGAAGCCGGCAAAAUAAUCAUCGACGACCACGAGUAUUAUGGUGGUAUCUCCUGUGCGUCGCCCGCAGAAUUGAAAGGCCUCCCCGUUUUCAAACUUCGCCCGGCAGAGCUGAGUUGCGUAGUGGAAACGAGCGCUGCCGAUGAUGCCUGCAACGGCACCUGUCGCUGUCUAGAGUAUACCGCCAAGCGAGUUUUGGCCGUGGACUGCUCCCGCAGAAAUCUGACGCGACUGCCGCUAAUGAUUCACAACGAGCACGACUCGUCGAUCGAGCUCAACAUGACCGGCAACAACUUACAACUUGCCACAUACUCCGAUCGACCCUACUCGUCCAACGUUACUAGCCUGGAUCUGUCCAAUUGCAAUGUAAACGAUGUGACGCUCGACAUGUUCUCACCGAGGCUACGGUCCUUGAGACUGCACGGCAACCACAUAUCGCGUCUCAACUCGGACGUUAUCGAGUACUUGGCCCGCAACGACUCUCUGCGCGACAUCACGUUCCACGACAACCAAUGGAUCUGCGACUGUGAGACUCGACGAUUCUUCGAUUUCGUGAAAGAGACAUUCGCCAAAUACGAUUUUCACGAGAUCGGGUGCGAUGGAGCCAAGCGGAAGCUCUACCAAAUGACCGUAAGCGAAUUCUGCAGCGUGACCGGAACUGAAGUCAUUACCAGUGUAUUUAUCGUGCUUUUGAUCCUUGCCAUUUUCGCUGCCCUCUACUACAAAUACCGACGCAGGUGUAGAACGUGGUCCUACGUGAAUCCUCCCUUAUAAAAUUGAUUGCUUGAACAGUGAAGUCGUUCAUAUGAUCAGCUGGCAGAAGUAGAUGAGUAACUGCCACGUUACGUUAUUCUUCAAUUUUGCUUGAAAGAGACGGAAAAUUUAAAAACUUUGCCACUAAUUGAAUUAAUAGUCGACAGUUGAGUAAAAUUUUUAGUCACUUCCAUGUAAGAUGAUUUGUGAACAGUAUGCGGUCAAUAUCUUAUACAAUUGGUCGCAUGUCAAUGUUAAAAUUAGUAUCUUCACCUUGACUUAAAAUGAUAGACAAAUAUCUAGAAUUGUAAGAUGUGAUAUACUCAGAAGAUAAAAAUGAGAAACAAAAUUGACGUGUGUGCUAAUGUUCGUCUAGUCUGUAAGCAAUCAAAAAAUUUAUGCCACGAAAUGCUAAGAUGCAAAGAUAAAAAAAUGCUAAAGUAAUAAUAUUUAUCCAACCAAAUAAACGACAAUUUGAUAGGUGAUAAAGUGGCUGUGCAAUAAUAGAUAUCCUACGUUACAAAAUAUGACUUGUUUGGGAGAAUUAACUUUUUUACAAAUCGAUGUACAAUACUGCAAGAAAUCUGCUGCUAGUUCCACGGACUUCAGCUACCAAGACGACUCCAAAUAAUAAAGUGGGAACAAUGCAUUUGCGAAGAGAUUUCGAUCAAUAAUUGUCAAUGAAAUACUUUUGGAAACGCCCUCUUGAAUUCACAUUGCGUACAAAUUGAAAUGUUAGUAUUUAAUAUUUAAAAUUGCAUUGGAGACAUAAAAGAAAUAGUUUUACAAAGAUUUAUUUUAUAGUAUUAUUUUUCGACCUGCCAUUCAAUCGAUUUUACAGUAUUUUAUUUGUGAUGCCGCUCUUAA